AAGUUAUGUUAUCCGUUUCAUGGGAGAGAAGAAAUUACAUUAGAAAGACCUAUAAAAAAACAUAAUGAAACGCUUAAGUACAUAUUUAAUGAGACAAAAAAGUGAGAGAUCGGAUCGAUGCUUAUUAGAAAGGGGGAAAUUAAGUUCUAUUUUUUUAUUAACAAGUUUAAUCUCACCUGAGCAUUGUCGUAUAGUACACGUGCAGCCGGACAGUAACGUAACUUUGUUGUGGAUGCGCGGUGGGAGAGGAGAAAAUUGCAACUCCCAACUUGUUAUGUCUCGGCAAAAGCAUUAGGCUCAUGUGGAACUGAGUGGUCAGCCUAGUUCAUCGGCAUGGCUGCAGCUGCUGCUUCUUCUUCUUCCUUCCUAUUUUUCUUCUCACUUCUUACUGUCUCUGCAUUUGAACAAAAACCACACAACAUUUUAAGCUGCAAGUCCACGUCUCCUGACGCUUCCGGCUACUACUGCAACGUUGCAAAUGCAUCAUCUGUCGAGAACAAGUGUGCAGCUUUUGCGAUUCUUCGCACUACCGCGUACUACUCCUCUCUUUCCAAUCUGAGCGCUUGCUUGGGCCUCAAUCCGUUGGUGAUACCAGACGCGAACGGAUUUUCAGCUAACACGGAGUUUCUUCCUAAAGACGAGCUUUUGUUGAUACCGAUUGAUUGUAAUUGUGGCAGUCGUGGUGUUUUUUGUGCCGAGUUGACUAAGACUAGUAGUGUGAAAGGGUGUGCUGAGUCACUAGCGGGCUUGACGAUCUGCAGAGCUAUUCGAGAGAACAAUCUGGGAGUUUCGCCGUGGGGGCUUGCUGAUAAGCUUCAGUUGGUGAUCCCCUUGAGAUGUGCUUGUCCAUCAUCAUCUCAACUUGUGAAACAACUAAGACUCUUAAUUUCAUAUCCGGUGAGUGGUGGGAAAACGAUUUUCGAUUUGGCUGUUAAGUUCAAUACAACACAAGAAGCUAUCAUAUCUGCAAAUAACAGAUCAUUCGAAAGCUUUAGACCCGAAAGUUUGACACCUAUUACAUCUCUUUUGAUUCCGCUUGAAGGAAAACCUAUACUCGGUCCCCUAGCAAAACCCCGGGAACCCAAUUUGCGCUUUCCGGCAACUAGCAUCCCAGAAAUUAGUCUACACAAGAAGAAGGCGAAAAUGGACCAGAUCGGAUUAUAUGUCGCGCUUAGCGGAGCCAUUGUUGGAGCCAGCAUUGCGAUCGCGGCAGCAUUCUUGCUACUUAAGAUGAAGAAAAAGAAAAGGACUUCACCUAAAGGAUGUGAUGUGGAGCUGCAACAGCUCAGCCUAAGUGUGAGGACAAGUGACAAGAAAGUCUCGUUUGAAGGAUUUCAAGAUACUUCUGACGGUCAGAUCGUCCAGACCACCACCCCACGAAAGGCGCUGGUGGAGGUGUAUACAAUUGAGGAGCUGAGGAGAGCAACCGAGGACUUCAGUUCGAGCAACCAUAUCGAGGGAUCUGUGUACCACGGCCGCCUAAGCGGGAAGAACUUGGCUGUAAAGCGCACGCAGCCGGACAGCAUUUCGAAGAUAAAGUUCGGCCUUUUUCAUGGUGCAAUUCACCACCACCCCAACAUAAUGAGGCUGUUGGGAACUUGCUUGAGGCCGGAGGGCGAAGAAUCGCUUCUGGUUUUCGAGUACGCAAAGAAUGGAUCUUUGAAGGACUGGCUCCACGGCGGAUUGGCAAUCAAAAACCAGUUCAUUGCGUCAUGCUAUUGUUUCUUAACGUGGAGCCAAAGGCUGAGGAUAAGUCUUGAUGUGGCCAUGGCAUUGCAGUACAUGCACCACAUUAUGAACCCCCCUUAUGUCCAUCGAAAUGUCAAGAGCCGAAACAUUUUCCUAGAUGAAGAAUUCAAUGCGAAGAUUGGGAAUUUCGGCAUGGCAAAGUGCGCUGAAAAUGAAGCCGAGGAUCAAAGCUUCGGGUACAUGGCACCCGAAUAUCUUCAACAGGGUGUGACUUCUCCGAGCAUUGACAUAUUUGCAUUCGGUGUGGUGUUGCUAGAGGUCUUGUGUGGACAAACGCCAAUAAGCAGGCCCGGGGCUAAGGGAGAAGGAAACUUUUACCUGUCGGAGAAGAUCAAAUCCGUGUUGAAGUCAGACAAUGCAGAGGAGCUAAGAGAGUGGAUGGACAGCGCGUUGGGGGAUAAUUAUUCGUUUGAUGCAGCUGUCACAUUGGCAAAUCUUGCGAGGGCCUGCGUCGACGAAGACCCUAGUUUGAGGCCUAGUGCAGGGGAAGUUGUCGAGAAGUUGUCGCGAUUGGUGGAGGAGUCGAAAAGCGUGGAGGGAGAGAAUAUUUUUAUCAGUGAGAGCUCUUGUAAGCCGCUGGUGAAGGCAGCAGCAGCGGCAAACAAUAAGUGAAUAAAGCAUUGGAGGAUGCAAACAGAAGACACGUUCUUCUGGGCGCUGUUACAAAUGUUUUUAAUUUUGUCUUAGGUUCUUGUCAUAGGGUUCUUCUGCUUGUAUAUAUAUGUAAUAUCUUUGUUUCUU
Pyrus x bretschneideri (Chinese white pear) is the source of this 2490-nucleotide messenger RNA. RefSeq names its product protein LYK2. The record is from RefSeq and is a predicted model, not a curated record. Gene Ontology annotation, biological process: protein phosphorylation. NCBI's taxonomy places the organism in Eukaryota, Viridiplantae, Streptophyta, Magnoliopsida, Rosales, Rosaceae. Gene Ontology annotation, molecular function: protein kinase activity; ATP binding.